AGUUAAGGAUAAUGUCGGCAAAGUAUUGUCUGGUCUUAAGCUACUUUUUCGAUACAAAAAACACAAUUUUUGAAAUCUAUUUGAAUUUUUUCAAAAAAUAAACAUACAUUAUUAAAAUAAAUCCACCUUAUUACAUCCAAAUUACCUUUUCUUAAAGAGGAAUUUUCUAAUAUUUAUAUAAGGAUUGUUAUAUAUCCUUGCGAAUAGUAAAGGAAGAAAUGGUAUUUUUCCUUCAGAAAAAUCCUGAAAUUUGAAAUACAGUUUAGUGUUGGUAAACAUUGAUAGUUUUAUGCACAACAAGACGCUCUAUUUUUUAAAUUUGUAUCAAUAAUCCUUGCCCAAAAUGCAUCCGAAAUAUAAGCUGCGGCCCAGUUGACGGUUCGUUUACGCCUCAACACACAAUUUGUUCACACAUUUUCAGGGCGUUUUUUUCUGCAUUUUCGGUACCAAAUCUUAUUAAAUAUCAGAAAUUUGGCCCAUACAAUGGCGUCCGAACCACGACCUGAGGUGAGGUUCGACAUCAAGCUGCUGUCCGCCAAGACCGUUGUGAUGGUGGAAUGUCCUGGCUAUGAGAGUGAACUGUUCAUGCCGCAGAUUGUCAAGGGACGGAUCACCUUCCAAAACAUCAUACCGAACCGCCGAUGCUGCCCGGAGAGCAUCAUGUUGUCGGAGCAAUUCGUCCUGCGUGGUGAAGUGGGCGCUGGUACCAGGCUGGUGGCCGGCACGCCGCUGCGUUCCUCCCAGGCGGCCAAUCUUUCACCGCUGGCCAGGAGUACACCGUCCAGUGUAACAAGUCUGAAAUCCCGGGCCAGCCGAGAAAAAAAUCUCCAUGCGACUCCGGAGCUAGUACGCUGCCGUCCCAUGAAACAUUCCUCGCUGGGCGAGGUAGAAAUUGAUUUGGGAGAGGGGUAUAUGCCGCCGGACCUGGAAGUGACGACCGGCAGCUUGCCAUCCCCUGGGGCCCGGUUGUCAUCUACAUACCACAGCCCAAGUCUGCCCGAAUCAAAGCUGUCUCCGCCAGCUGGUCCCAGCUACAAUCUUGUCGCGGCCCAGCUAAAAGAGUCGCUAAGCAAUAUAACUCAAAAGAAUCCUGUACUGCGCACCUACUCCCGCAAAAAAGCUGAAUCGUCUGGGGUAGCCAAAGCAACUGUGUGGUCCCCUAUCAACAAGAAGAAAAAGGAAAAGAUAUCGUUAACAAAGGCACCUAGUCCCACCGUGAAAGUUGAAGUGCGAAAGCGAAAACUUAUAGUGGACACCAAGAAAUCAAUAGCCGCCCACGAUCCCAACAAAAUUGCACCUAUACCGAUCACAAAAAAGAAAAUCAUCCGCAAGCAGGUGACGGGCAAGACGCGAAAACAGUUUGAGGCUCUCAAGGCGACUGCAUAUGAUUUAUUGACGAAUCCAUCACUAAGUCAUAUGUCCUCGGAUCUGUGCAAGCAAUUUCAGUUGGCAUGCAUGGACAAGUGUGCCACCACGCUGCCCAAUUACGCCGAAGUGGCGGUAACCCCGCCGCUAGAACUGGACCGUCAGGUGAAAUCUCUGAUGGCCAAACAGAAGCGAAUGGAUCGGAAGGAGCAGAUUCCUAAGAGUGUAACGUCAAUAAUGGGCAAACGCAUUUAAAGAGAAAAUUCUCUGAACCUAAUUAUGCUGGCAUUCGCAAAGUACUUGAAAGUGUAAUAUAUACAAUCGUCAAAGGAUCUCCUUAUUGUUGUCCAUUAAACAUAAGACUAUAUUAAUGAAGUGACAUUUUUAUACAA
Molecule: messenger RNA, 1757 nt
Organism: Drosophila ananassae
Lineage: Eukaryota; Metazoa; Arthropoda; Insecta; Diptera; Drosophilidae
Exons: 2
Coding region: 484-1620 (378 amino acids)
Source: RefSeq, a predicted model, not a curated record